This is a messenger RNA of Salvelinus fontinalis (brook trout), 3148 nucleotides long. RefSeq names its product serine/threonine-protein kinase D3-like. Lineage: Eukaryota; Metazoa; Chordata; Actinopteri; Salmoniformes; Salmonidae. Gene Ontology annotation, molecular function: protein serine/threonine kinase activity; ATP binding. The record is from RefSeq and is a predicted model, not a curated record. Bases 172 to 2661 code for a protein of 829 amino acids. Gene Ontology annotation, biological process: protein phosphorylation. The transcript has 19 exons.
UGAGUUUCUCAGUGGCUUCCUGUUACUGUUAUAAGCCUACAGCUUCACAGAAGGAAACCAAACCCACCAGUGUGAAGAAAAGGUUUACAACAGUAACUACUUUUAAGAGUGCAUGUUAAGGUGUCUGUUGAAGGAGAGGAGAUCAGGCCUGGAAGGUGCAAGCUGGACCAUAUGGACUCUGGAAUAUCAAGUUCUCUCUCCAGCAUGUCGAUGACCCAGUCCAGCCCUGGUACCCCGGGUCGACCCCCCCACACCGCUGCCCCCGGGCCCCUCCAGGCUCCUCUUGGCACUGCUCUGGUCCAGUUCCAGCUAGGCCUCUUCAGGGAGGUGGUUCGGGUGUCUGGGGGGCAGCUCAGCUACUGCCAUGCCAAGAGACUGGCUGCAGAGAUCAUAGAACGCAAGGCUCCAGACUGUAGUGUGGUGGGUGUUGGGGAGAAGGUCCUCCUGUUCAGACACCAGACAGGCUCGGAACACCUCCUCCACAGACUCACGGACCAGGAUGCACUGCUGGACGGCGACCUCAUAGAGAUCAUCGUCUCAGGAUCAGCUACUGUAACGGAGAUAAAGAUCCGCCCACACUCCCUGGCUGUCCAAUCAUAUCGCACCCCCACCUUCUGUCAUCACUGUGGGGAGAUGCUGUGGGGGUUGGUACGUCAAGGGUUAAAAUGUGAAGGUUGCGGGUUAGACUUUCAUAAGCGCUGUGCGCUGCAGUUGCCUAGUGACUGUAGCCGUGCACGCCGUCGUGUGUGUGGCCCCAGCCUGUCCUUAUUCCCCCCUGCCAGGCCCCGGACACACUCCCUCUCCACACCUGCAGGGGGCAGUAUGGAGGAGAUCAGUAUGUCCAAGCCCAGGCCCAGACCUCCGUCGUGGGCAGAUCAACCGGUGUGGCUGGGGGUGGUCCAGGGAAAGGGUGGCGUGGCGGGCAGGGUGCCACACACCUUCCACAUCCACAGCUACACCAAGCCCACCGUGUGCCAACACUGCUACCACCUCCUUAAGGGCCUGUUCCGCCAGGGCCUGCAGUGCUCCGACUGUAAACUGAACUGCCAUCGUCGCUGUGAGUCCUCCCUGGUCCCUGCUGACUGUCCUGGAGUGAGGACCAACACCAAUGGGGAAGGAGACUCCGUGUCCAGUCUGGGCUAUAAGGACGACACAGAGGAGGAUGAUAUAGGAUGCAGUAUGACAUCACUAGAAGACCAUGAGGAUGAGCCAUCUACUGAGGACCCAUUCGCUGAGAUCAAGGAGGUGGGACACCAGCCACCAAUCACUCCGUGUUUCAGUAGUUAUAUUCCUCUGAUGCGGGUGGUCCAAUCAGUUCGUCACACUAAGAGACGGGCCAGUGGAGUCUUGAGAGAGGGCUGGCUACUGCAUCACACCAACACCGACACACUGAGGAAACGUCAUUACUGGAUAUUGGACUGGAAGAAUAUUACUCUGUAUCAGAAUGAGACAAGCACCAAGUACUACAAGGAGCUUCCUCUGUCUAACGUGCUGCAGGUGCGAGGCCCCGCUCAGCUGUCUGGGCCCUUGUUGCCAGACAACAGUGCACACUCGUUCGAGGUGGUGACAGGCACGCUGGUAUACUGUGUGCUGGCGGGCAGGGACGGGCAGGCCUGGGAGACCGCAGUACGUAAGGCUCUGAUGCCUGUCCAGAGCAGCGGGCAGGCGGGCAAACAGGGACAGGACCAUGGACCCCAGAGUGGAGAGAAACCGGACGUCAGUUCAGUGUAUCAGAUCUUCACUGAUGAGGUGCUUGGUUCAGGACAGUUUGGAGUGGUGUAUAGAGGCACCCACAGACAGUCUGGUCACCCAGUGGCCAUCAAGGUCAUCGACAAAACCCGUUUCCCUACCAAACAGGAGAGACAGUUGAGGAACGAGCAGGCAAUUCUACAGAAUCUGUCUCACCUGGGUGUAGUUCUACUGGAGGGAAUGUUUGAGACCCUGGAGCAUGUCUUCGUUGUCAUGGAGAAGCUCCAUGGAGACAUGCUGGAGAUGAUUCUGUCCAAUGAAAAGGGCCGUCUGCCAGAGCGCACGACACGCUUCCUGGUUACACAGAUUCUAGAGGCCCUGCGCUACCUGCACUUCAAACAUAUUGCUCACUGUGACCUGAAACCUGAGAAUGUGUUGGUGGCCUCCCCAGAUCCUUUCCCUCAGGUUAAGCUGUGUGACUUUGGCUUCGCCCGAAUCAUUGGCGAGAAGUCUUUCCGCCGCUCAGUGGUGGGCACGCCGGCCUACCUGGCGCCCGAGGUCAUCAGUAUCCAUGGUUACAACCGUUCGCUGGACAUGUGGGCUGUGGGCGUGGUCCUGUACGUUAGCCUGAGCGGAACGUUCCCCUUCAACGAGGAUGAGGACAUCAGUCAACAGAUCACCAACGCUACCUUCAUGUACCCCCGUCUGCUCUGGUCUAACAUCUCACUAGAGGCGGUGAGUCUGAUCAACAACCUUCUCCAGGUGUCAGUGAGACGUAGGUUCAGUGUGGGGAAGGCCCUGGGUCACCCCUGGCUACAGGACUUCCAGUUGUGGUGUGACCUGAGGGAGUUUGAGCAGAGGAUGGGCUGCCAGUACCUGACCCAUGAGGGAGACGAGGACCGCUGGAGACGCCACGCCCAGGAGAGGGGCCUGGUCUUCCCUUCUCACCUCCCCUGGACCCCCGCACGAUGACAGCCUGUGACCCGAGGCCCAAAGGUGUAAGGUCAAUGGCCGGACAAGAUGGCUACUGGAGUACUGGUGUGUUUCAGUGUUGACCAGCAAAAACAAAAUGAAUUCUGAUGAACUGCUAAAGAAGCACACAGCGACCUAUGCUUUUUAUGGACAAAAGUCUUAAAAAGAUAUAUGAUUACUGUAAUUUUUUGUCAUGAUACUACUAUACUGCCUGCGUCUGAGUGAUGGAAGCCAGGUGAACAGGCCGUGGCUCAGGUGGCUAAAGUCCUCGAUGCUCUUCUUGGCCUUCCUGUGACACCUGGUGUUGUAGGUGUCCUGGAAGUCAGACAGAGAGCACCCGAUGGUGCGUUUGGCUAAGCGUACCACCCUCUGUAGAGCCUUGCGAUCAGCGGCGGUGUGGUUGCCGUCCCGACAGUAUGCUCUCGAUACCCCUGUCCACUUGAUGGUGCUGUUCACCAAACAAUAAACAGCAUUGCUAAUCUCUUGA